AUGCGGAGCUACGCUCUAUCUGCCUGGUACGGUCCAGGCUUUGUGAAGCUGGGAUGGAAACCGUCGUUCGUAUUGUACAAGUAUGGGUAUGACUACCGAUUCUUGUUCAGUUUCUACGAAGUGGUCACGCUAUUAGUCGCAUUGGGCCUCGCUUUUGGUGUGGUUUUAGCCGUCGGUGGACUCGCCUACUGCCAGAUUCGAGGCAUCUUGCGCAAUAAAACCGUUAUUGAGGAUUGGAUUAUGGUCAAGGCAAAUGACCGAAGAGAAUCCGAUUUGACGACUGCGCCAAUUGUGUACCCUUAUGAUCUUGGUUGGAAGAAAAAUGUACUCCAGGUUCUAAGCUGGAGUGGAAAUCCCAUAGGUGAUGGAUAUUCUUGGCCGCUAAAGCCUGGGUGUCGAAAGUACGAUCUUACAAUUGAGCAGAUACGCCAGAAGGAGCUGAAGAACAAGUCGGCGGUCUACUUCAAGAUCGAUCGGGCCUACGGCGGGAGCACCUUGCCCCUAAGCUUUGGCUGCCGCACCUUAUUUUAUCCGCCCUGUAGCGGCGAGAGUAGAAUGGCCGUGGCUGUCGGCGAUACUGUCCUUGUCACUCGGUCGCACAAACCGUCUCACGUUUUCCUGACACCUGCCGUCCUCUCGUGCUCCCGCCAAAUUGACGCGCGUCCCACUUCAUUGGGCAUUAGCUCGAGCAGGACACUCGGCGGGCUAUUUAAAUUCAAGGCUGCAAUCGAGCUCGUGACAAUGGCGCUUUCCCACCUGGUGAUUGCAAUUUUGGCGCUCCGUUUGUUUAAAUCAGACGCCACAUCAACCAAGUCUGUGCAUUACAUCGUUCAGGAGGAAUGUGACCCGGGCACUUACAUUGGAAAUCCCGUUCGUGAUGCCAGCAUUAAUUUGGACGAUAAGGCGCCACUGUUUAUCCAGCUGAUGUUUGGUAAAAAGGACAUUUUUUUGCUGAAUGAGACCACGGGGGAUUUGCGGACGACACAGCACCUGGAUCGAGAGUCACUCUGCAGUCGUGUGAUCCAACCACCGAGACCGCGUUCACCGCGCCGAUCAAUCGAGCGUGAGGCGGGUGCGGAGGUGAAGUACGCGAAUGUCGUCGUACCCAGCCACGCUUCACCACAGAAAUGCCAGGUUGAACUCAGUGUGGUGGUUCGCGCUGGCGAUGACCUCCUCGAGACGUGGAUAAACGUCCACAUUGUAGUGCAAGACCUGAACGACAAUCGCCCGUUCUUCGAAGAGGACGCGUGGAACCUCACGCUGAGCGAACUCACAACAGUCGGCUCGACGUUCCGGCUGCCACAGGCCAUCGACAUGGACGAACCGGAGCAUUCCAUACUGCGCUACGGGUUGGUUGAUGAAUCCACUCCCGCAUCCUGCCGACAGAGGUUUUCCAUCACCUGUCGGUCAGAAGUACUCUUCUGUGAUCUUCGUCUGGUCCUUGAAAAGCCCGUGGACUUUGAGCACUGCCAACAGCAUAACCUGGUCCUCUUUGCAGAGGACUCAGGCUACACCAAGGCGGUUUUACCUCUGUACGUCAAAAUCAGGAACGAGAACGAGCAUCAGCCACGGUUUAUUCAACCAACAACCCAGUUGACCGUCCCACGAGACAGUCAGGUUGGUGUGAUUAUCACCAGGUUUCACGCUGAGGACGAGGACGGUGGGCAGGAUGGAACAGUCGCCUACACGACAAACUCCUCCUUCUUCCAGGUGGCUGAUGGUAAGCUAACACUAACUCGCAGUCUGCUUCACUACUCCGGCGAUAGAAUGAACGUGUUCGUGACGGCAAGCGACGCUGGAUCGCCGCCGCGUCAUGCCACAAUCAGAGUGGUGGUUGAAGUAACCGGGCAGGAGGCAGAAGCAGGCCCUCUGAAGAUUUCUGUGAAGCCCCUCGGCGGAGAAGCAGUCACCGGUCCUGAGGCGCCUCUGGUGAUUCCAAUAUCAGCCGAAAAGGGUACCUUCGUUGCGCUGCUGUGGACCGACGGUGGCGCUUCGAAGAUCUCGUGUUCUCUACAGCCCAACAUUUCGCAUUUCUUCAUUGAAGAAACCGGUCUACUAAUGGGCAAGCCCACGUUUACCCUCAAAGUGAGGCAGUCGUAUAACUUUACGGAAAAAUUUAACCAAAUGAAUAGUCUCUUUGAGGGCAGAGAUGUUCGUGUUGUGUGCGCCAGCAGCCAAAUGCGGCUUCGUCUUAGGCUGGCGCGUCCACCGGGACAGCAGUUCCGAUUCCCGGAGGAGCAAGUUCGAGUCCACGUUGACGAGUCUUCCAGUCCGAUUCUCGGGUUCUACACCCUUGUACCCCUAAACGGUGUUGGGGAGGUACGCUUUGCAAGGGACCGCACCUCUGUGAAUUGCGACCAAGUCCACAUUCAUCCCAAGCUAGGCACUCUCUCGAUUCCCUUCGGUAUUGAUCGCGAGCACACGCCAGAAUUGAAGUGUCGAUUCUCGGCGUCGGAUAGCGACAAACCACCGAGCAAAAUUUACCUUAAUCUACUCAUAUCUGUUGGGGACAUCAAUGACUGUGCACCGGCCCUGUCGAAACUAGUCUACACCGUGCCAGAAUUCGAUAGUUUUGCUGAAAGCAACACCCUACCACUUUGGGUACCCCUUCUCAAAAUCAACCCUAUCGAUCCCGACGCUGGUCUCAACGGAUCGGUUAGCGUUGAACUGAGAGGCGCAAGCACUUUCGGCAACGUCUCCGAAAAUACGCGGAUUCCUGAACUUCGUCUGUCGUCGGAAUCUGGUGAGGUUUCGGUGAGGGCAAAGGACUACCCCCUACUAGACAGGGAAGAAAUUGCUGGAAUCCUGCUCUUCAUCUACCUGUGCGACUUUGGGAGCCCGUUUCGACUCUCCGCCACGUAUGAAGUCAAAGUUUACCUGGAAGACGUCAACGACAACAGUCCCGUGUUUUUCGAUGCCAACAGUAAAGCGCUGUUGGAGAACAUGCCGUGGUAUCGUUCAACCAACGAUCCCAAGCCAGGAUUCUGGACCCAGAUCAGCGUUUUCGAUCCAGACCAGGGUGAGAACGGAACCACGGUCCUGACGGUGGUGAAGGGUCGGCAGGAAGAUCCCGACGAACCGCGUCUACAACCCCACCAAGUCACCAUUUUUGACGACGGUCGAGUGUGGGUGGCAGAGGAGGUGGUGAGGGGUGCGUCUCGCAGCGUCGCCCACCUCCGCGCCACAGACAGGGGUUCCCGACGCCAACUCCACUCCGACGCCAAGCUCAUCGUGGACCCCACUGGCGACCAGACGGGGCGACACGAACACUCGCGUCCGCUGGUUCCACCCAGCCAUCGACCUAGUGCCCGACGCAUUGUCCAAAUCGAGGACAAGGCCACCGCGUCACGCGGCCCGCUCAGCAACGUCCACAUAAUUCUGCUUUUCGUUGGCGUCGGUUUAAUCGAAAAGUGCUACCGAGGUUUCGUUCGUAAUCUGUACAACCUCAAGGGCCUUCCUGUUGUUCCAGUGUUGAACAAGCUAGCCAGUAGUAACGGUGAUAGGCGUGCUGCUCUCGGCGGAUAA
Messenger RNA from Mesocestoides corti, 3525 nucleotides. NCBI's taxonomy places the organism in Eukaryota, Metazoa, Platyhelminthes, Cestoda, Cyclophyllidea, Mesocestoididae. The record is from the annotation of a GenBank genome assembly.